Helianthus annuus (common sunflower) is the source of this 1582-nucleotide messenger RNA. RefSeq names its product chromatin assembly factor 1 subunit A-like. The transcript is spliced from 5 exons. NCBI's taxonomy places the organism in Eukaryota, Viridiplantae, Streptophyta, Magnoliopsida, Asterales, Asteraceae. Bases 122 to 1582 code for a protein of 486 amino acids. The record is from RefSeq and is a predicted model, not a curated record.
GAUACUUUCCCCCUUUUUGUUUUGUUUCCGAGUACAUUCACUUAACUGGUUUCUUAUACUUUGUUUUUGUUGUGUAGAGACGCAACUCUAUCAGGCUGCCUUCCCAGCCUUUGGUGGCUCCAUGGGCGUUCGCCCUCUGCGCGAUGAUGAGGAAGGCUGGUAUGACCAGAUAAAAGGGAACUUCAUGUUUCCUCCUGCUGACGCCUUCGCCUCGCCGCCGGAUGCAACUGAAGGUGUGUUGCGCGAUCUGGGGGUUGACCCAGAGGAGAAGAAGAAGAAACCUUCGAAGAAGAAAAAGAAGGCGGAUGUUGAAGUGACCAGCAAGGGUCCUGGCGCCAGUCGCGCAACUACUGCUGCUGUCAAAGCUAUGGGAAAGACUGGCGCUGGUGGGUCAAAGGGCUCUGGGAGCGCGGGUUCUCGUAACCCGGAUGCUGACGCAACUCCAUCUCAACCUGAGGAUGAAGAAGAAGAGGAAGAAGAGACUGCCCCGUUGAUUGGAAGAAAGAGGGGUAGAAGCGAGGCGACAACUGGUGUGGCCUCUGCGCCUGUUUCAGUUGUUAUUCCCGUUGUUGGGAAGAAGAGCAAGUUGCGCUCGUUAUACCAGUUUUCUCCUGAGAUCAAGAAGAAGACCCCUGAAAAGGGGGUUAAGUUUGUUGAACCCAGCACGAAAAAACCUAAGGUUGCCACUGAACCUUCCGAUUCUGCUGCGCGUGAUGCUGCGAAAACUGCUGAAGCGCAGCGAAAGGCAGAAGAGGAUCGGAAGAAAGAAGAGAGUAGGAUUGCUGCGCAGAAGAAGGCUGAAGAGCGAAAGCGCAAAGAAGAGGAAGAGAAAAAGAGGAAGGAGGAGGAGGAGAGAAAGCUGGAGGCGGAGAGGAAGAGGAAAGCGGAAGAGGAGAGAAAGCUGAGGGAGGAGGCGGAUAGGCAGAGGAAGGCGGAAGAGGCGAGGAAAGAAAGAGCUGCCGAUCAGUCUUCUGUUCAAGGGCAGUCUGGUGUCCCAAAACCUCCCCCUGCUGCGCCGAUUGUUACCUCAAAGGGGUUAGGGCGCUAUGUGUCUAGUGGUGCAAGCUCUGGAGGAGCUGGGGGCUAUAACCCCAAUGUGAUAGGUGCGAAGGAUACCGUCGGGGACAUAUAUUAUAAAACUUAUACUGAAGAGGAACGUGGUGAUGCUCCUCAUCAAGCCCCUUGGAGCUUAAGGCAGAAGGAUACAUUUGUUGAAUUUGGUCCUUCUCGCGAUUGGUACUUGAACCAAUUCACUCCUGGCGAAGUUAACCGUCAAAAGGCGAAGCCGCAUGAAAUGUUGUAUCGCACUUACAUUCUUGCCGAGGCCAACGCUCGAUCUGCUAACCAUCAGAUAGUUCGUGAAUGGCGAACAAUGGUCAGAGAGCGCGCCGACUGGGAGGCUUACCGAGAACGUGUGCUAAAACGUGUUGGUGAAUUUGAGAAGGCUAAGGCCACAUUUGAUGAGGAGAAAGCCAAGUUUGAGGCUGAUAGGAAAGCUGAAGAGUGGGGUCGCGAGGGCCUGCAAAAGAAACUUCAUAAUGUGGAAGAGCAACUGGCCAAGGAGAAGGCCGAGCGAGGAUAG